UGAAGCGAGAGGAGAGAGCGCACGAGAGCCGAGGAGCAGAGGGGCGCCCGGAGGAGGAGGAGGAAGAGGAAGAUUAGUGAUGAACAAAGCCGAAGGGAGAGAAAACCAGCCACAAACAAUGAGUUUACCGACUAACUGUGUGUAUCCGGCCCCUUUGGUCCAGGAUCGCUACUUCAAAGCGCGGAACGGGAAUAUCUGCGGGUCCCCGUGCGCCGUGAACCGGCCCAUCGACAUCGUGCAGAAACGCAGGCGUUUUGAUGUGGAGAAUGGCCUGUCGGUGGGUCGCAGUCCACUGGACUCUCAGACGAGCCCGGGUUCUGGUCUGGUACUUCAGGCCAACUUCCCCCACAGUCAGCGCCGUGAGUCUUUCCUCUACCGCUCUGACUCAGACUUCGACCUUUCGCCCAAAACCAUGUCCCGCAACUCAUCCACUGCCAGCGACCUGGAGGAGGGAUUGAAGCAUUGGGAAGUCAAUUGGCUACCUCGGCAUGGAGAAGACAUGAUAGUGACUCCAUUUGCACAGGUUCUUGCCAGUCUGCGAACAGUGAGAAGUAACUUUGCUGUUCUGACACAUCUGCAAGAUCGUGUGGGAAACAAGCGGCCGUCAAGCAGCAACCAGCCAUCAAUGUGUAAGACAUCUCUCACAGAGGAGCCUUACCAGAAGCUGGCGGUGGAGACACUGGAAGAGCUGGACUGGUGUUUGGACCAGCUGGAGACGCUGCAGACGAGACACUCCGUCAGCGAGAUGGCAUCCAAUAAGUUUAAGAGGAUGCUGAAUCGUGAACUGACGCAGCUGUCAGAGACAAGCCGCUCAGGGAACCAGGUGUCAGAGUUCAUUGCCAGCACCUUCUUAGAGAAACAACAUGACGUGGAGAUCCUCGCUCCACCUCCUAAGGAGAAGGAGAAGAAGAAGAGGCCGAUGUCACAGAUCAGCGGUGUGAAAAAGGUCACACAGAGCCCCAGUUUAGCACCCGCCUGUAUCCCUCGCUUCGGAGUCAGCACGCCGCACGAGAGUCUGCUGGCCAAGGAGAUCGAGGACAUUAAUCGUUGGGGUCUGGAUAUUUUCAAGAUAGCAGAAUUUUCCGGGAACCGCCCUCUGACGGUGAUCAUGUACACCGUCUUCCAGGAGAGAGACCUUUUGAAAACCUUUAAGAUCCCAAUUGACACCUUCAUCACCUUCAUGAUGACCUUGGAGGACCACUACCAUGCUGACGUAGCUUAUCACAACAACAUCCAUGCAGCUGACGUGGUGCAGUCCACCCAUGUCCUCCUGUCCACCCCCGCUUUAGAGGCGGUGUUCACAGACCUGGAGAUCAUGGCCGCCCUGUUCGCUAGUGCCAUCCAUGACGUCGACCACCCAGGAGUCACCAACCAGUUCCUAAUAAACACCAGUUCGGAGUUGGCGUUGAUGUACAACGACGCCUCCGUGCUGGAGAACCACCACCUCGCCGUGGGCUUCAAACUCCUCCAAGAAGACAACUGCGACAUCUUCCAGAACCUCAGCAAGAAGCUGAGAGACUCCCUCCGCAAGAUGGUGAUCGACAUGGUGCUGGCCACUGAUAUGUCCAAACACAUGAACUUCUUGGCGGACAUGAAGACAAUGGUGGAAACCAAGAAGGUGACGAGUCUGGGAGUCCUGCUGCUCGACAACUACUCCGACCGCAUUCAGGUACUGCAGAACAUGGUCCACUGCGCCGACCUGAGCAACCCGACCAAACCGCUGGAGCUGUACCGGCAGUGGACUGACCGCAUCAUGGUGGAGUUCUUCACCCAGGGAGACCGAGAGCGGGACAAAGGCAUGGAGAUCAGUCCCAUGUGUGACAAACACAAUGCCUCCAUAGAGAAGAGUCAGGUGGGGUUCAUCGACUACAUUGUCCACCCUCUGUGGGAGACCUGGGCGGACUUGGUGCACCCUGACGCUCAGGACAUCCUGGACACUCUGGAGGACAACAGGGAGUGGUACCAGAGCAUGAUCCCCCGCAGCCCGUCGCCCUCCAGCCCCGAGGAGCACCACGCCGAGGUGGGGCCAGGAGGAGGAGCUGUGGGAGCAGGAGGAUCUGUCCCCUCAGGAGGGGGAGGGGGAGGAGGAGGAGGAGGAGGUGGAGGGGACAAGUUCCAGUUUGAACUCACGCUGGAGGAAGAGGAGGAGGAUGAGGAGGAGUUGGAGUCUGACCUGGAGAGCCCCUUAGAGGAGGAGUCCCAAUCAGGCGGGGAGAGGCACCGGGACUCCUCCUCCCCUUCCCUGUCUCCGGACCCCCGCAGCAGGUACCGCCCCCCCUCGCCUCACCCGUCUCGGACCCUGAGUCUGGCUGCCAUGUCGGUGCGGAGCCCCCUUCCCCACAGGACGCUGGCCUCCCCGAAACGGGAGGGCACCGACAGGGACAGAGAACUGAGCCAGGAGGGCGACGGGGUGGCCUGCCUGCGUAUGGGCACGUAACAACCAGCACAACCUGCCCCGCCUGAGAGACACGAGCGCUAGGUGUAGGGAGAGGGAGGCAGGGCAGGCCUCUACCAAUAAAGUCUGUAAAAUCACCACAGUCCCUUUACACUGGAGACACCCUCUCUGGAGAACAGAGCGACGUUCCCCCUCUGUUUUAUCUUAUUUUUUCAGCAAAGAAGAAUCGUUUUAGCCUCUCUUUGGGUGCCUGAUAAGCCUUUGUGUCCCAUCCUGCUUUGUUGUAGUUUCAGUUUAGAGUGUCCCAGACAAAGACUGCUGCAAUUUAACUGGGAAGAAGAGCGGAGCAGAGGCGUGAUACUCUAACAAGUACAUAAGGUAAAGGAAAUGUCUUCCUCUAAAAUAACUGUCUGUGACAUUCGGACAAGAGCAGCGAUUGAGGAUCGCGGUGGUUCGACAGGGUCUCGGAAAUGAUUUUGCACCAUAGUUUCAGUUUAAUGUAUGAAAUGAUUGAGUCAGUUUGGAAUAAGUGAGUAUGAUUUCUUUGUUUGAGAAUGAUGUGAGCGAUGAAUCAUUUUACCAAAUACAGGAUCUAGGUGAGCAGUGAGAAAAUCGAUGGACCUAAACCUCAGGGUAUGAAGAGAAACUAAAAAUCUAAUGUAGCACAGAUGUAGUGGGUACCCCUGACCUGACCCCUGACCCCAAACUGUCUUUUCUGUUUGAUUUACCUCCAAACUAGAGACUUUAUUUAACCUGUGUGUCUCUACAUUUUAAUUAAAACCCUUUAAUAGAAAAUUUGGAAACUGAAGCAAUCAAAUAAUAAAUAUUUAAACCAGCUUGUAGCACCAGAGAUUAAACACUGAAAAAGACUGUGCCCCGGUCUCACCAGUUGGAAAUACAAAAGACACCACCUGUAUGAUUUGUUUAAGCUUUAUUUUUAUACCUGAGAUGAUUUUAAAUGGUGUCAUUGUUUUAGGGUUUGAUUUUCAGACAGUUCUUUGUUGUACAUUUGCUGGUCUUGUCUGUGUUUAUGUGCUUGAAAAGCAUUUUUUAUCAGGGUGCCUCUGGUCCGCAGUAGCACUUUACCGUCUCUGCUGUUCAGCUCUUCUAUUCAGUCACACAAAGGGCUUCACCCACCGUAGGCCUACCGAUCACACAAACACAGCACAGGACAUCUGAUGCCAGGUACCAAUAGGCAGGGCGGGAAAGUAACUGGACUAAUGUCUCAACAGGGGAUUUGACCGGCUCAGAGAACACCAAAACUCACGCCCUUCUGGUGGUCGGCUAACACUGGAAUUAUAAGACUCCAGCUGCGUUUUGAGGCACUUCAGCUACAGAGAUUUAGAUUCUCUAAGACUGCAGCAUUUGCACCUGACUGUCAUUUAUAACUACAGGUGCGAUAAGCUCAGUCAACUUUAAAACUAAUUCUUCCUCUCUUAGGCAAGUGAAAACCCUGUGCCUCCUGUAAUCCUGCAUCCUGAGAUCACAGCAGCCUUUCUAAAUUUACAAAAUCUUUUUCAGAGUCUUGAUUUUAAAAGGCUUCUGUGUUGGUUGAUUUGGUCCCGUUGUUUGCUGUUUGGCCUCGUCUACAAAUUAAUAUUUUGUGGGCAAAAUUUUUCAAUCUACAGACUGGAACUCAGAGACUUUUAGCAGCCGUGUUAAGUCUGUUUGAAUUAAUUGUGAAUACCAUGAAUGUUCCAUUUCAGUCUUUAAAGUAAAGCUACUAGUAAUUAACAUUUUCACUCUCUGACAUUUCAAAUGUCAAACAUCAGCCACAUGUCAAGGCUUGUCUGUUAUUCUGCAAUUCAGUAUUGCACUUUGAUGAAGUUGGGGGACUGAUAAUACUAAUAGUGGAUCCUACAUUUACCAUAAUGCAACUCAGUAGUGUCUCAGACCCUCCCUGCCUAGUAAAUGCCCAGAUUUUUUUAAAAUCUGUCCCCCACAGGGUUUCUAUCAUUAAUAAGAAAAUUAAUUAAACAACAUCACUAUGACAUCAUCAGGGUUUUUUUUUUUUUUUUCAAAUGUUAGAAAGCUCCCCGUCCCAUUAGACAUUAUACAGCUGUUUUCACAGGCUGUACUCAAUAUAAACUGACCUCCAUGUAUAAAAUAAGUAAAGUGCCCCUUUAAAUAAACUGCCCUCCUUUUUUUACUCAAACCAGUAAGGGUCUUAUAAUCCCAAAAUCAUUGUGGUGUUACUUUCUCACCCUGCCGACAGGGACUGCUGUACAGAUUACGAGGAGCACAGUUUCAGUCGUGAAUGGCCUGUAGUUCAAACUAAACCGAUUGUGUUCCAUCAGGUUAUCAGUCUUAUUUGGUCGUUAGUGUUCGACUGGGAUAACUGUGUGCCAUAAGUGUUGAAAACACACAAACACCUGCCAGCCUACGAUGCUGUACAUUUUUACUCUAGAGAUUUUAACCUGAUGAUUGUAUCAAAGUCAUUGACUUUAUAGUGUUAGUUUUUACGAAUGAUAGAUGUCAACAGUAUUUAAUGCAGACAAUUUAAUAGAUUUUGUGCAACUUAGGAUCAGUCUGUUCAGCCCUUUCCUAAUCAGAUAGCUGACACUUGAGAAUGUGUGUAGUUUCAGGAGUUUUCAUGACUCUUUCUGUACCAAGUAUACGUUCAGUCUAGAGCAGCGUUUGUGGCCGUCAUUGAGGUAGAAAGACCAGGAAGUAAACAAGCACUACACCGGAUAUGAUGCACUUCCUGGUCAGGCAGUAGUAGAAAACACUAGUCUAACAGUAUUUCAUUAAGUCAGCUAGUAAGCUUUAUUGAUCAGCCUUACAUGUGAUAGGAGAGGUUGGAACCUGGUGUUAAAAGACCAUUUUGCUGUUUUUAACAUGCCGAGCCUCAGAACGUGGUUUGACUCACUGUUCUCUCUUGAGAUGUUUCAAAGGUUCCUUCACAAAAACUGUAAAAAUAAGAAAGCAUCUUAUUGCCAGGCCUUAGAGUUGGUCAUACGGAAUCAGAACACAUUUAUAAAACUUUGCAUUUCUAAAAUGACAAGAGUUCACUGUUGGUUUUAGCUUAACAACAGCCGGGAAUCAUGAUAAAACAUGAAAAUUCACCAAACUCGAGCCAAAAGAGUUUUUUUCAUGACAGCACCGAUAUUCUGCUUCUGUCCUUUUACACACAUUUAUUCCGUCAUUUCAGAGAAUAAAUAUUAUUUGCGAUCAAAGCAGUCACAUGAUAAUCGGAGAAAUUCAGCUAUGUAAAUCGUGUUUAGUUUUCCGUGUGUUCUGACUCCAUACUUUAUUUAGCAACAAUUAACCAUAGAUGCCUUCAUGUGAUGAAAAUGCCAUGUUAGCCUCAGCAGCCACAGAGCAUUUCUUUUGGUUAUUCACAGACUUUACCUCUAGCGCCAUCAACAGGACAACACAUUUAUACUUGCACACAAGAAACGUCAUGAUCUAGCGGGCAUGUUGCCAUGAAAGGUGCUGAACGCUUUGUGGUCUUUUCUUUAGCAUCACCCUGACAAUAAACCUUACUUCUUUUAUUUUUUAUUUUACCUGCACUGGUAAAGCUCUAAAAAUAGCACAGUUGUCUGUUUUGUAUUUUACAUAAAGCACCUGCAUAUUGUAUUGUGUGAUAAACACUGCAGUCUAGUGGGGUUUUGAACUUUUACUCUGUCUAAAAAAAUUGCCCUGUGGUGCUCUAACCAUAACUUUACCAUCAAGAUUCCUGUUUCUUUUUUAGGCCACCAAACAGAGACACCAAAUGUCUCUAAACAUUUCACUAUGUCUGCAGUGUAAACUUCUAGUCCACCCAUAAUCACCGGAGCUGAGCCAAUAAUUCAGACUUCUUAACACUGGUUAAACAGCUUUCUGUUUUUACAGAGAGAAAACACAUUUCCUCAAGUUAGGUAAAAGUUUGAUAACAUGUUGAUGUUUAAGAAGAUGGAAAAGAGCUCAAACACCAAGCACCAGCUCAAAAACAAGUUUGACAUUAAACCUUUGAAAAUAUGUGUAUUACGUUACAGUCUAUUUGAACCAUCUGCUUUAUUUUUCAGAAAGUAAUUUCAUUAUAUGAUUUAUGUUUGAAAAAAAAGUAAAUCUAAAUGUAAAAAUCUUGUACAUUUUUAUCUAAACAAAAAUCUGGGCUUCCCACUAUGUGACAGAUAUUACAAAGCAGUGAUGUAGUCUGUUGUUAACACCAUUUGUUAACUCCUCUGGAGCACAGGGAGUGAUGCGUUUACUUAUCCAGUUUGUAUGGAAUAAACUAAAGCACAAGCAGUGAAAGCCACUGCGACUGAUCAGAAAAGCAACAUACAACACAAAGACGAGGACAAAUUAAUCACUUAAUGCUCCUAAUAAUAAAGCCUUUAUUUAAAACUCAAAAAGUAUUGAGGCCAAAGGCCUUACAAUGAUGUCAAGUAGAUACAAAAUAAUAAAAAUACAAUCAAUUAAAACAAACAAACACAAUUAAUAAAUAAUAACAAAAUCAAUUGAAACAGGUACAGACAGAAGUUAAAAGGUUAUUGAUUAAUGACUUUAAAUGAUGAGGUACCACAUUUAUUUUAAAGUGACUUCCAGGUGGAGAGCUCAAAGAAGCCAAAAGCAGUUCUUCCAAGCUCAGUGUGAACUCGAGGGACAUGGAGCUUAAGCCAGUCAUUAGUCCUGGUGUAAUGUGGUCCAGUGGACCAACCUAAGAUGGGAGUAAUAUAUGAAGGCAGCUUUCCAAUAAAGACCUUGCAUAUAAACAAAUGUAUAUGCAAAAGUGAGAGAGGACCACCCAAUCUUUUUGUACAGGAUGCACUGAUGAAUGUUAUAACCAGUCAUCACCAGUAAUGAACCUGAGAGCAGAGUGGUAGACAGCAUCAAGGGGCUGUAGAGCUGUAGCCGAAGCAUGCCUAUACAAGAUGUCACCAGAAUUUAAAACUGAUAAAAAAAAAAGAAUAAAAAAAAAAAAAGGAGGAGAGUGGGGUUCUGCAGUGCAAUGGGAAACGGGAUUUGUUCCCAAAGAUAAAGCCAAUCUUUUGCCUUAAUUUACUCACCAAAUUUGAUAGAUAACUUAUCAAUUUUGAAGCACUUCCGUUUGAUAUGAACAGAACACAUGAAUCUUUUUAGGAAAAAUACGUCUCAUGUACAAGUUGAGCAUGGCAUUUCCAUCAUGUGGGAUGUUUGAAACAUUGAACAUCUUUUUCCGACGCCCUUACAGUUUUACGUCAUCUGAAUGUGGAGUGUGUAGCUCAGUGAUCUGAGGUGUUUCAUUGGCAUGUUAAAUUCAGCACUGUGACUCUACAGGAAGACAUCAGUGCCAUACAGUGUUAAAUGUGUUGACGAGCAGCCGAGUCUCUGCUCUCGCUCUGUUAUUGUGUUGCGCCGAUACUGCCACCAUUAAUGUUCAUGCCGUCUCGUUUCCUCAGCCUGUGUCGUGCAAACUUCUAUAAAGAUAUUUAUUCUUCAAAACGUUUCUGUCGAGACAAAGUACUGUAACAUAGGACAUUUGAUUUUAUGUUCUGGAGCCUAAAAAUCAAGUAUACUUUACAAGUAUGUAUACAUCUGCCACUCCAAUGUUUUUGUCAAAGAAAAAUAUAUUUUUGUUUCUCAUUUUAAGCCAAAAGAGUCUCGGGAGUUCAGGGUGUUUUAAGUGGAAAAUGCCAAUAAAUUAUAUGGAAAUUUAUAUCA
Molecule: messenger RNA, 8020 nt
Organism: Seriola dumerili (greater amberjack)
Lineage: Eukaryota; Metazoa; Chordata; Actinopteri; Carangiformes; Carangidae
Gene: pde4c
Product: phosphodiesterase 4C
Exons: 16
Coding region: 80-2437 (785 amino acids)
Biological process (GO): signal transduction
Cellular component (GO): perinuclear region of cytoplasm; nucleus; cytosol
Molecular function (GO): 3',5'-cyclic-AMP phosphodiesterase activity
Source: RefSeq, a predicted model, not a curated record